Messenger RNA from Closterium sp. Naga37s-1, 3735 nucleotides. Lineage: Eukaryota; Viridiplantae; Streptophyta; Zygnematophyceae; Desmidiales; Closteriaceae. The record is from the annotation of a GenBank genome assembly.
AUGGAGGAGGAAGCGGACUCUCCGCUCCUACGCUUUCUGAUCGACCUUCUCAAGCCCAUAUCGGAGGCGGAUCCGGCGCUGCUGGCGAACUACGUGGUGGCGCUGCUGAAGAACAGCAAGCCCCACGACGAGCUGCGCCGCCUCUGCCUCGACCAGCUGCAGGACUUCCUUACCGACGAAACCGAGGGUUUUGUAGCGAAGCUGUUCGACGCCCUCGAGCGCGGGGAGAUCUCGCUAGAAGACGCGGAGGAGGAGAACGCGGGGGAAGACGUCGACGCGGACAAGAAGCGGAGUCGGGGGGACGACGCGGAACCCGCGGAAGCGAAUGAGUCCGGGAGAGACGGGGGAAGAGGCGGAGGGAAGAGCGGAGGCAAGCGGGGUGAUGGGGGCCAGCGGGGCGCGGAUGAGGAGGGGGGUAGGGGGAGAGGGGGCAAGAGAAGUGGCACGUCGCGAGAGAGGGGAGUGAGAGAGAGGGCAUCGGGGGAUGAGGAGAAGGAGCGGGACGAAGAUGGUGGUAAAGGCGGGGAGAGGGGCGAGAGGGAGCCGUAUCCCGCGGCUGAGGCGGAGGCGGAAGAGAGGGCGGAAGCAGCGGGGGAGGAGCGGGAGGAGGAGGAGGAAGGGCGGCGGAAGCGGCACGAGGAGGACGAAUCGAGCGACGAUGACGACGAUAGAAACCACAAGCACAGGCGGAGAGGUGGCGAGCGCACGUUCCGCGACGAGGGCGCGGGGGGGGAAGGAGCACGCAGCAGAGACCCCGCGGAAGGGCGCGGUAGCGUGCACUCGCGCCUAGAGGGCGCGCGGGAUAGAAGAGGAGGUGACUUCAGCGGGGGUGGCGCAGGCAGGUCAUUCCGCAGCCGCGACGGCCCCCGUUCCUUCAGGCCGGGGGAUGGGGGCGGCAUGGGCGGAAGGGGCGGGCCUAUGGGGCGGGAUUUUCCCCGCGUGGGGGGCCCUGGUCCUGGGCAGCCGAUUCUAGGUCCGCAGAUGGGCAUGCCGCGGUUCCCCAUGGGGGGAAUGCCAGGGGGAAUGGGGGGGCGCGCGGGCCUCCUCAGGGGCAUGCCUGGGCGCUUUGACGGGGGCCCGGGGAGGGGCAUGGGGGAGCAGUGGGGCAUGGGGGGCGCAGCGGGCGCAAUGCCUGGUAUGUUGCCCGGCCGGGUCGGGCCUGGGAUCCCUCCCCCGGGUCUCCCUGGUGCGCCAAUGCCUGGCGCAGGGAUCGCAGGGGCAGGCCCGGGCAUGGGGAACGGCAUGGGCGGGGGCAUGGGGAGGGGUUUCUUCCCCGGAAGGGGCGGGGGAGGGGGUCCGGGGCUUAUCAGACCAGGGUUUGGCGCAGGGGGACCGGGGUUUGGAAUGUUCCCAGGGGGCGGGGGCGGGGGAGGGAUGCCGGGAAUGGGCGGGGGAAGGAUGGGCGCAGGCGGAGGGGGAAGGGGCGGGAGGGGAGCAGGCGAGGAAGGGGGUGCGGGAAUGGCGGGCGGAGGGGGAGCAGGUUCGGGGGGGCCCACGGGGAAGCGCGCGCGGUGCCCUGACUUUGAGGAGAAGGGGUUCUGCCUGAAGGGCGACCUGUGCCCGCUGGACCAUGGCAACUACCGCAUUGUUGUGGAGGACAUGCAGGUGAGACGGAGGGGUGAGACGGAGGGGUGUGUAGGUGAGACGGAGGGGUGUGUAGGUGAGACGGAGGGGUGUGUAGGUGAGACGGAGGGGUGUGUAGGUGAGACGGAGGGGUGUGUAGGUGUGCACAUGGCACAGGGAUACUCCCUGCAGCAGCUCAACCUUCCCCUCCCUCCACACUCCCUCGGAAUGCCGCCAAACUCGGCUGCCCAACCGCUGCCCGGCCAGCUGGCCGGCACUCGCCGGCCGAGAGCAGAAGGCGGCAGGGGCGGCAGAGGAAGAGGAGGGGAAGGAGGGGGGCGAGGAGGAGGGGAGAGCGGGGCAGGAGACGGGGGGGAGGAGCAGGAGGGGGUGGGGGUAUCGGCAGCAGUGGACGGCGGGGGAGGGGUGAUGGCAGACGAGGGGGAGCAUUACGACCCAGACGAGGCACUGUGGGUGCAUGAUUCCAAGAGGGCCAAGGGCAUGAGGGAAGUGCGGGUGUACGGGGGCGAUGGGGCGGACGGGAAUGGGCGCAUGCCGGGCGGACGGCGGGUUGCUCCUGGGGAGGUGAGCGUGUGGGACCGGAUUGGGCCUGUAAGUGCUGGUGGGAGGGGCGGAGGAGGGGUGGGUGGUGGUGAUGGGGGCAUGGGGGCAGCAGGUGGGGACGUGGGGAUGGAGUAUACUCCUGACGGGGGCUUUAACAUGGGGUACAAUCCACAGUUCCCGGGGAACUUUGGGGGCGGAAUGGGACCGGAGUUUGGAGGAAACGGGGCAGGGGAGGAUGGGCAGGGCAUGGGACCGGGCAUGGGACCGGGCAUGGGGCAAGGAGGGUAUGAGAGGAGAGGAGGACCAGGGGAGGGGGGCUGGCAGGGGCCGCAAGGGCAGCCCGGGCGGGGGGGCAGAGGGGACUGGGGGGGGAGAGGCAGGGGGGAAGGGGGCAUGGGCGGGGGGAGAGGCCGCGGGGGAGGCAGCGAGCGGAACCCGGACCUGAAAGCCCACAUGACCGUCUUUGUGAACGGUAUUCCGUCAGAACUCACAGCAGGCAAGGGCCUGCAAGCAUCGCUGAUCAAACACUUUUCUAAGUUUGGUCCUGUGGUGGAUAUCAAGGUGCAUGGGGACAAGGGCCGUGCGUUUGUGCAGCUGGGUGCGAGGGAGCAUGCAGCAGCAGCGAUUGCAGCACCAGAUGCAGUGCUGGGGAACAGGUUUAUUAAGGUGUUCUGGGCUAACUUUGAUCUUCAGCCUGAUCCUGCUUCUGCUGCUGCAGCGGCGGCGGCGACUGCUGCUGCGGCGGCUGCUGCAGCUGGUUCGGCAGGAGCAGCAGGGGCGGAGGGAGCAGCAGGAGCAGGAGCGGCAGCGGCAGCGGCGGCCGCAGGGGGCAAAGCAGUGGGCACGUCUCCCAGUGCCCCCUUUUCCCCUCACUCUCCUGCUGGCCCAGCACCUUACAUGGGCGGCAGAGGGAGAGGGCGGGGCGGGUACGGUGGAUAUGGAGGGGGGUACCACUACGGGUGGAGCGGAGGGGGAGGGGGGGCGGGAACGGGUGCAGGGGGCGCGUGGGGGAAUAAGUUCAAGCUGGACAAUCGCACCACUGUGGUGCGCGUCACACCGCCCAUCCCCGAGGCCAUCACUGAGGCCAGCAUGCUGUGGGAGCACUUCAGUGCGUGUGGCGAGGUGGUGAGCGUCGAGGUGGAGGGCGGCGGCACAGCUGUCACGCCGACCAGCGCCGUCCGCGUGCGCUUUGCAUCUCGUCCCGUAGCGGAGUAUGCGUAUAUGAACGGCCGUGUGCUGGCAUCAGGUGAUGCACUCACCCUUGCCUGGGGGCCUCCCGCCACCACUCCCCAUACUCCCGCUGCUGCCACUGCUGCGGCUGCUGCCUCGGCUUCCCCUGCUGCGGCUGGUGCGAAGGCAGCAGGUGUUUCGCCUCUCAAGGCUGCAGCAGGCGGGGUACAGAAGGCAGCUGCAGGAGCGGCCACAGCGCCAGCAGCAGCAGCAGCGCCAGAGGCAGUAUCCUCUGGGGGGGCUGCGCUUACUGCUCCUCAGUCUGCUGCUAACGGCACCAAUGCUGCUGCUGCCCCUGCUGCUGCUGUUGCUGCUGCCAGUGCUGCUGCUGCCUCAGGUGCUGGGACAGCUGGUGGGGGAUCAGCAGAGGGGCAGUAG